Messenger RNA from Trematosphaeria pertusa, 1665 nucleotides. RefSeq lists its product as uncharacterized. The transcript is spliced from 3 exons. The record is from RefSeq and is a predicted model, not a curated record. NCBI's taxonomy places the organism in Eukaryota, Fungi, Ascomycota, Dothideomycetes, Pleosporales, Trematosphaeriaceae. Bases 1 to 1665 code for a protein of 554 amino acids.
AUGGCCCACGACGCCCACCACCAUGAAGAGAAACAACCCCUCUCCCUCUUCGCCUCCCCGCUCAACACCCACGGCCACGCCCUGCACCACAACCCACCAGCCUCCACAAACUCGUCUUCGGACCUCGAGUCCGCCCUAAACAAAGACCCGCACACCACCACCAACGUGCCCUUCGAAAACACCGACUGCGCGCUACACGACAGCCCCGCCUUCCACCGCCAUGCCGAAGCCACCACCGCCGAGCUCUUCUACGACCUGUUUUUCGUCGCGAACCUGACUACUUUUACGUCCAUGCUGGAGAUCAACGACCACAACAGCUUGACGGCGUACAUCGGCUUCUUCUCCCUGCUGUGGCUGACAUGGUACCAAGUCAGCCUGUACGACGUGCGCUUCAGCGCUGACAGCGUGUUCGAGCGCGUGGCGAAGGCGAUUCAUUUCGGCGUCAUGGUGGGGUUUGCAGUUAUCGGGCCGCAGUGGAAGCCGGGGCAGGACAUUGGCGAUUAUAAGAUCUACAAGGCGUUCGGGUUGAUCCUAAUGGUGUCACGUAUUACGCUGUUUCUGCAGUACGGCGUGACGCUGUUCUACACGAAGAAGUACACGAAGACCAUCGUGCCGCUUCUCCUGGUCAUGGGGUCCACGCUCGUGGCUGCGAUACUGUACGGCGCGCUCACCCCGGCCUUUCCCAGCGAUAAGACGGUCCUGGAUGCGUUUGGGGAUGAGAUCACGGGCAUCAUCGUCAUCUGCAAAUCAAUCAGCAAGAUCGUCAAGAACGAGUUCCUGUGGACUGCCGCCGUGGUUGGACAAAUCAUCGCCGCAGUCCUCAUCAUUUACUUCCUGUACAUGCUGUACUUCGACCGCAUGCAGGAGGAGCAUUUUGGCAGUAUCAAGCAGCAAGUCUGGAGUUUCUGCCACUUCCCGCUGCAUGUGGUAUUGGUCCUGGUGCUACAGGGCGUCAGCCUGCUGAUUAUCUGGACGCAAGCCAUGGACGCUCUGAAUGUGUUGUAUGUCAACUUCGACUCCACGUCCUUGCAGAACUACACCACGGGCGCCGACUUCGCCGCCGCGAUGAACGAGACCGCGUACGCCAACGUGUUUGACUGGGUCCCCAAGGGCGUGGACGCGAGCAAGGAGAUUAGCCAGGCCAACACCGCAGUGAUCCAGCUCGCCGACGCGUACGAUUUCUUGAUGGUGGACGAGACAAAUGUGACAGCGACGAAUGAACUGUACGAUGGGCUCAACGAAUUGUUUGCCGCGGCGACGAAGACGCUGUUUGAUAGCUUGAGUGUGACGACGCCGAAGAAGAAGAAGGCGGAUGACGGGAAGACGAAGUCGAUCGAUUUCGCAACUCUGUUCUUUGAGUACGUCUCGGUCUUCGAAUUGGUCUUUAUGUACGUAUUUAUUGCGGGGGGACUCUCCCUCAUAAUCACCACGAUCCUCGGAUUUCUGUCCCUGCCAGCUUCUCAACGCCGCGUAUCGCAAUAUGUCCGCCUCGGCGUGAACCUCGUCUUUGGAGUUGGCCUCUGCCUCAUCUCCACGCUCAAGUACAACUGGGAUCUCAAGGCGAACUACCUGAGCUCGCCCUGGAUGAUCCCAACGCUGUGCAUCGUAUACUUUGUCUGCGUCGUCGUCAAUCACAUUAGCUUGCCGAAGCGGAAGAUGCACUGA